AACAAACAUUUCUUUUCUGUAGUUUAUAAAUGUGUACCUACAACGGACACGGAAAAGUACAUUCAUUUUCGUUUGUUUUUUUAUCGUCAUCAAUGAUAAGAAUUUGUUCGACAUAUGUAUAUUGGGCAAGUUUUGUCUACACAUAGAGUUCUACAGAAACUAACAUAAAGAUAAGAUUAAACCAAAUAAAUAUGCGCGAAUAAAGAAAGCUUUUAUUUGUUAUUGUUGUUGUUGCUGUUAUUCAUAGUAUAAACAAAAAUGGUGAGAGUAAUAACGCACUACUGAAAGCUUUUAUUAUUAGUUAGUACACAUUGAAACUUUGUAACAAAACGUUAGCGGAAGAUAAAUGACUACUCCUCACUGGGCUAUUGUUUGAAAAUAGAGAGUUUAGUUUUAAAACGAAAUAAAUCAUCUAAUAAUAAAACUUGGUCAAAUCUAAAAUUCAAUAGUUAUAAUUACAAAAACACAAAAAAAAAUAAAGAAACCAUGACAGAUUUCAAUAGUAAUGAUGGUGAACAUGUAAUAGAACAAUUGAAACAAUCGGUAAAAUCGAUAAUUGAAAAAACCGGUUCACACAAAUUCACUCAUGAACUAAUCGACAAGAUCCAUAAAUUGCAACUACAAUUAGAGGAGUUAUCAAAUUCAGAUAAAGUACAAUUUAUACAUGAAAUGAAAGAUUCUUUUCGUGCCACCAUCGAUAAGAUUGAAACGAAACUAAUGCAACAUGCUCAAUUCGAAAGAGUUUAUAAUUAUUCAAUAUUUGCUGCCAUUAUAUUUUUAUUAUUAUUUAUAUUUGCUCUCUUCGGUUAUAAAUUGUACAAAUCUUUAAUGGAGAAGGAAUUGAAGAAACAAGAGAAACUUAAACAAAAACAAUCCAAGAAGAGUAAAAAAGCCAAUUAAUUAUUACACAAUUCCAAAUGCUAAAAGAGAUAGAUAGACAGACACUGAGACGACGAAGAGAGGCUUUGUUUUAUUUAAGCCAGAGUUUAAAGUUUAAGUUAAUAAUAACAAUAAUAAUAUUUAAUAAAUAAAAAAAAUGUAAUAACAAAUGUAAUUUAAUUACUUAAAAAUUAAA
Messenger RNA from Lucilia cuprina (Australian sheep blowfly), 1075 nucleotides. RefSeq lists its product as uncharacterized. Bases 487 to 900 code for a protein of 137 amino acids. The transcript has 2 exons. The record is from RefSeq and is a predicted model, not a curated record. Lineage: Eukaryota; Metazoa; Arthropoda; Insecta; Diptera; Calliphoridae.